GGGAGCAGCUUCAGUAGGCGCAGGGACGGCGGUGCGAGCCGUGGCGGGGCGAGUUGUGGCAGUAGCAUCCUCAUCACCAUCAGCAGCCUUAGUCGUGGCGUCGGUGGCGCCAGCAGUGGCUGUUUUUGCAAAGGCUGAGCGCAGGGGUGGGGCGGGCCAGGAAACCAUGGAGUUCUGUGCAGCCGCGGGCUCCCGGGGAGCGGACUAGGGAAACUUGGAGGCUGCGACCAGGGUUUGGCGUUGUUGUCAGCCUCGGGGAGAGAGAUUGGACAAAUAUUCUCCAAGAGGAAGAGGGCGACGCCAAGGACUUUCCACAUCAACUGCUUUUGGGGUUUCUCCUCAAGUUGGAAGAGAGACCCUUUUCGUUUGGCUUUGCGUGUCCUGUGCUUAUUUCCAGUGCAGCUACUGCUGCCUCGGGGUGACUCCGAGUUGUCCUUCCUCGUGAMCUAGCAAUGGCUAGUGAAGACAAUCGUGGCCCUUCCCCGCCACCAACAGGUGAUGACGGGGGAGGUGGAGGGAAAGAAGAAACCCCUGCGGAAGGGGGUGCAUUGUCUCUGAAGCCAGGGCUCCCCAUCAGGGGCAUCAGAAUGAAAUUUGCCGUGUUGACGGGAUUGGUUGAAGUUGGAGAAGUAUCCAAUAGGGAUAUCGUAGAAACUGUCUUUAACCUGCUGGUAGGAGGACAGUUUGAUUUGGAGAUGAAUUUCAUUAUUCAAGAAGGUGAGAGUAUUAUCUGUAUGGUGGACCUACUGGAAAAAUGUGACAUUACUUGCCAAGCAGAAGUCUGGAGCAUGUUCACAGCCAUUUUGAAGAAGAGUAUACGAAAUCUUCAAGUCUGCACGGAAGUAGGCCUUGUUGAAAAAGUGCUUGGGAAAAUUGAAAAAGUUGAUAAUAUGAUUGCAGAUCUUUUAGUUGACAUGUUGGGAGUGCUAGCUAGCUAUAAUUUGACGGUUCGAGAACUAAAGCUUUUCUUCAGUAAACUUCAAGGAGAUAAAGGACAAUGGCCUCCACAUGCUGGAAAGUUGCUGUCUGUGUUAAAGCAUAUGCCUCAGAAGUAUGGUCCUGAUGCCUUUUUCAACUUUCCAGGAAAGAGUGCUGCAGCUAUUGCAUUACCUCCUAUAGCCAAGUGGCCAUACCAGAAUGGUUUUACAUUUCAUACCUGGCUUAGAAUGGAUCCUGUAAAUAAUAUCAAUGUUGAUAAGGAUAAACCGUAUUUGUAUUGUUUCAGAACCAGUAAAGGUCUUGGAUAUUCUGCUCAUUUUGUUGGAGGCUGUUUGAUUAUAACAUCAAUAAAGUCAAAAGGAAAAGGCUUUCAACACUGUGUGAAAUUUGAUUUCAAGCCACAAAAGUGGUAUAUGGUAACUAUAGUGCACAUUUAUAAUCGGUGGAAGAACAGUGAGCUUCGAUGUUAUGUGAAUGGUGAGCUUGCUUCCUAUGGAGAGAUAACAUGGCUUGUCAACACCAGUGAUACAUUUGACAAAUGUUUCCUGGGCUCGUCAGAAACAGCAGAUGCUAACAGAGUCUUCUGUGGUCAGAUGACUGCAGUUUACCUUUUCAGUGAUGCUCUUAAUGCAGCUCAGAUUUUUGCUAUUUAUCAGUUAGGCCUGGGAUACAAGGGUACAUUUAAAUUUAAAGCAGAAAGUGAUCUUUUCCUUGCUGAACAUCACAAACUCUUACUGUAUGAUGGCAAACUCUCCAGUGCCAUUGCCUUCACAUACAACCCGCGGGCUACCGAUGCCCAGCUUUGCCUCGAAUCUUCUCCCAAGGACAACCCUUCGAUUUUUGUUCAUUCCCCACAUGCACUUAUGCUCCAGGAUGUGAAGGCAGUUUUAACACAUUCCAUUCAAAGUGCUAUGCAUUCAAUUGGAGGAGUACAAGUGCUAUUUCCACUUUUUGCACAGUUGGAUUAUAGGCAAUAUUUAUCUGAUGAAGUCGACUUGACAAUCUGUUCAACCCUGUUGGCUUUUAUAAUGGAGCUGUUGAAGAACUCAAUUGCUAUGCAGGAGCAGAUGCUUGCCUGUAAAGGCUUCUUGGUAAUAGGAUAUAGUCUUGAAAAGUCUUCCAAAUCCCAUGUCAGCAGAGCAGUACUUGAACUUUGCCUUGCAUUUUCAAAAUAUUUGAGCAAUCUUCAGAAUGGGAUGCCCUUACUGAAGCAAUUGUGUGAUCACAUUCUUCUUAACCCUGCCAUAUGGAUUCAUACCCCAGCCAAGGUUCAACUGAUGCUCUAUACUUAUUUGUCCACUGAAUUCAUUGGUACAGUCAACAUAUAUAAUACGAUUCGCAGAGUUGGUACAGUGCUUCUCAUCAUGCACACACUGAAGUACUACUAUUGGGCAGUGAAUCCCCAAGACCGAAGUGGUAUCACCCCCAAAGGAUUAGAUGGACCACGACCUAAUCAAAAAGAAAUACUUUCUCUACGAGCAUUCUUGUUGAUGUUCAUUAAGCAAUUAGUCAUGAAGGAUUCUGGAGUGAAAGAAGAUGAACUGCAGGCCAUCCUUAAUUACCUACUGACAAUGCAUGAGGAUGACAAUCUAAUGGAUGUCCUACAGCUGCUUGUUGCAUUAAUGUCAGAGCAUCCUAACUCUAUGAUUCCUGCUUUUGACCAAAGGAAUGGGUUACGUGUUAUUUACAAACUUCUGGCAUCAAAAAGUGAAGGGAUACGAGUACAAGCUCUCAAGGCAAUGGGCUAUUUUUUAAAACAUCUGGCCCCAAAGAGAAAAGCAGAAGUCAUGCUUGGGCAUGGAUUGUUUUCAUUGCUAGCUGAGAGACUCAUGCUUCAGACAAAUCUAAUAACAAUGACCACAUAUAAUGUUCUUUUUGAGAUUCUUAUUGAACAGAUUUGUACUCAGGUGAUACAUAAACAGCAUCCAGAUCCUGAUUCUUCAGUAAAGAUUCAAAAUCCUCAGAUACUAAAAGUAAUUGCGACCCUACUUCGAAAUUCUCCCCAGUGCCAAGAGAGCAUGGAGGUUCGCCGAGCCUUUCUUUCUGACAUGAUUAAACUUUUUAAUAACAGUAGAGAAAACAGGAGGAGCUUGCUACAGUGUUCUGUGUGGCAAGAGUGGAUGCUUUCUCUCUGCUAUUUUAAUCCCAAGAAUUCAGAUGAGCAAAAGAUAACAGAAAUGGUAUAUGCCAUAUUCAGAAUCCUACUUUACCAUGCAGUCAAAUAUGAGUGGGGUGGCUGGCGUGUGUGGGUAGACACCUUAUCAAUCACACAUUCAAAGGUCACUUUUGAAAUACACAAAGAAAACCUUGCCAGUAUAUUUAGGGAACAGCAAGGAAAAGUUGAUGAAGAAAUAGAGCCAUGUUCCUCAAGUUCAGUCCAAGCCAUCACUGGCAUUAGCAGAGAUGUGGAUAUUUCAUUGGGAUCUCAGCAGUCAGACAUGAGGGAUUCUCCUCUCUCUCCUCAUUUCACCACAAAUAGUGCUGAAAACUCAAGUAUUGAGAAGACAAGUUCAGUAGACUCUGCAUCCAACAUUGAACUGCAAAUGCAAAAUAUAUCUAAUGAAGACAGGAAAACUGAGCAAGAAAAUCAGGAGUUACUGGCUGAAGUCACUUUGGAAGAAAUAGCAAUAAAUGAGACAAAGAAUGCAGGUGAUUUAGAAGCAUCUUCUGACAUAGCAGAAUCUGUGACUAUUUUCUCUAAUUCUUUUAAAACAGUUGACAAAGACACAACCAUCAUCAGUGAAAUAACUGCUUCUCUAAGUUCCCCCUCAGAAGAGGAUGCUUCAGAGAUGCCAGAGUUACUGGAAAAAUCUAUAGCAGAGGAAGAGGAAGAUGAUGAUUAUGUGGAACUGAAGGUAGAAGGUAGUCCCACUGAGGAAGCCAGUCUGCACACAGAUCUUCAAGAUAAUAGUUUGUCUCCAGUUGCUUCUGAGGCCAGUGAAAGACUGGACACGCUUAGUAAUGACUGCAAAUCAAUAUUUAAAGAGGAAGAACCUGUUACUAAAAAGCAAAGUGAUAAUGAAGCUCAAGAUUCUAAAGAUUCUGGGUUCUUGGCUAUGCCAGCAUCAGGGUCUUCUGCUACCUCACCAGAGAUCACUGUUUCCCAAACAACUGUACAAUCAGACGUUGAACAGAUGCUGGAGAAAGGGCAGAAAACAGCUGACCUUGCUGGAGAAACUAUAUCAACUAGUGAUUGUCAUGGUAAUAUCUUCGAGGCUCCUGCUACUUCUGAGCAAAAGAUUGCCAAGUUGGAUGUUUCUACUGUUGCUACAGAUACCGAGAGACUGGAAUUAAAAGCCAGUUUGAACACAGAACCACCUCAACCUCAGCGCCAUGUGCUUGAGAUGUCAAGGCAACAGGAACAGCCAGGACAAGGAACAGCCCCAGAUGUGGUUGAUGGACAAAGGAGAGAUUCCAGAUCUGCUCUAUUUCGUAUUCCUGAGUUCAAGUGGUCUCAAAUGCAUCAGCGUUUGCUCACUGAUCUCUUAUUUUCCAUAGAAACAGAUAUACAGAUGUGGAGAAGCCAUUCAACAAAGACAGUUAUGGACUUCGUGAAUAGCAGUGAUAAUGUCAUCUUUGUACACAACACAAUUCAUCUCGUCUCUCAAGUGAUGGACAAUAUGGUUAUGGCUUGUGGGGGUAUACUGCCAUUGCUUUCAGCUGCUACAUCGGCUACACAUGAACUGGAGAAUAUUGAACCUACUCAAGGCCUUUCCAUAGAAGCCUCUGUGACAUUUUUGCAGAGGCUAAUUAGCCUUGUGGAUGUACUUAUAUUUGCAAGUUCUCUUGGCUUCACUGAAAUUGAAGCUGAAAAAAAUAUGUCAUCUGGAGGUAUUUUGCGGCAGUGUCUCCGACUAGUGUGUGCAGUGGCAGUAAGGAAUUGCUUAGAAUGUCAACAACAUUCACAGCUGAAAGUCAGGGGAGAUACAGGGAAAGGACUGAAAACAACCUCAAGCAUUGUUCUCUUGGGGAAAUCUGCAGCAAAGAGUCCAGUGGACAUUGUGACUGGUGGUAUAUCUCCAGUAAGAGAUCUUGACAGGCUCCUGCAAGACAUGGAUAUUAAUCGACUCAGGGCAGUUGUUUUCAGAGACAUAGAGGAUAGCAAACAAGCUCAAUUCUUAGCUCUGGCUGUUGUAUAUUUUAUCUCUGUCCUUAUGGUCUCAAAGUAUAGAGACAUUUUGGAACCCCAAAAUGAAAGGUGUAACCAGUCAUUUAAGGAAACUGGUAGUGAAAAUGGGAAUUCGUCACUCCCUGAUAUAGAAAACACACCUGCAGCACUUAGCCCUUUAACUCCAUCGUCGGUUGAAGAAUCAGUGGAAAGCACAUCAUCUACUCGAAGGAGAGACUCAGGCAUUGGGGAGGAAACAGCUGCUGGUUUAGGAAGCAAUGUGUAUGUAACUCCUUCAACAGCACCUCUGGGUGUUAGUGCAGGCCCAGAUGCAAUCAGCGAGGUGCUAUGCACUCUUUCAUUAGAAGUCAAUAAAUCUCAAGACACCAAAAAUGAUGGAGGAAAUGAAUUGGAUAACAAAGUGACACCCUCAGUUCCUAUUUCAAAAAAUGUCAAUGUGAAGGACAUUCUUCGAAGCUUGGUUAACAUACCAGCAGAUGGAGUCACAGUGGAUCCUGCCCUUCUGCCACCAGCCUGCCUUGGUGCUCUUGGUGAUCUGUCUGUUGAACAACCUGUGCAGUUCAGAUCUUUUGACAGAAGUGUCAUCAUCGCAACAAAAAAAUCAGCAGCCUUGCCUUCCACACUUACUCCAAAUCUAUCUGCCCAUGCUGUCAGUGUGGUUUCUUCAGUAGAUUCAGCUCAAGCUUCAGAUGUGGGAGGAGAGUCUCCAGGCAGUAGAUCAUCAAAUGCAAAAUUGCCCUCAGUUCCAACAGUUGGUUCAGUUCCACAAGACCCUGUUUCAAAUAUGAGUAUUACAGAGAGACUGGAACAUGCUUUAGAAAAGGCAGCUCCUCUUCUACGAGAGAUUUUUGUGGAUUUUGCACCUUUUCUUUCUCGGACACUUUUGGGUAGCCAUGGACAAGAGCUGCUUAUAGAAGGAACAAGUCUGGUUUGCAUGAAGUCUAGUAGUUCAGUUGUGGAGUUGGUUAUGCUACUGUGUUCUCAGGAGUGGCAGAAUUCUAUUCAGAAGAAUGCAGGUCUUGCUUUUAUUGAACUUGUCAAUGAAGGAAGGUUGCUUAGCCAAACAAUGAAGGAUCAUCUAGUAAGAGUAGCAAAUGAAGCGGAAUUUAUCCUGAGCAGGCAGAGAGCAGAGGAUAUUCACAGACAUGCGGAAUUUGAGUCACUUUGUGCGCAGUAUUCUGCAGACAAACGAGAAGAAGAGAAAAUGUGUGAUCAUUUGAUAAGAGCAGCUAAAUAUCGAGACCAUGUGACAGCAACUCAACUAAUCCAGAAAAUCAUCAACAUUCUCACAGACAAGCAUGGAGCCUGGGGAAAUUCUGCAGUGAGUCGUCCUCGUGAGUUCUGGCGCCUUGACUACUGGGAAGAUGACUUGCGGCGCCGGCGACGAUUUGUGCGUAACCCUCUAGGAUCCACACAUCCUGAAGCGACGCUAAAAACAGCCGUGGAACAUGCUGCAGAUGAAGAUAUCCUUGCUAAAGGAAAACAGUCCAUCAAGAGUCAGGCUUUAGGAAAUCAGAACUCAGAAAACGAGGUCCUCCUGGAAGGUGACGACGAUACUCUAUCAUCCGUGGAUGAGAAAGAUUUAGAGAAUCUUGCCGGUCCYGUUAGCCUGAGCACACCAGCUCAGCUUGUGGCCCCCUCUGUUGUAGUAAAGGGCACUCUUUCUGUCACCUCCUCUGAACUCUAUUUUGAGGUGGAUGAAGAGGAUCCCAACUUCAAGAAAAUUGACCCCAAGAUCCUGGCAUAUACUGAAGGGCUGCAUGGAAAAUGGCUGUUCACAGAGAUACGAUCCAUCUUUUCUCGUCGUUAUCUUUUGCAAAAUACAGCCCUGGAGAUCUUUAUGGCAAACAGAGUUGCUGUAAUGUUCAACUUCCCAGACCCUGCAACAGUAAAGAAAGUGGUUAACUAUCUACCUCGUGUUGGUAUUGGAACCAGUUUUGGAUUACCUCAAACCAGGCGUAUUUCAUUAGCAAGUCCACGUCAGCUUUUUAAAGCUUCUAAUAUGACCCAGCGAUGGCAACACCGAGAGAUUUCAAAUUUUGAGUACUUGAUGUUUCUCAACACAAUAGCAGGACGAGGUUAUAAUGACUUAAAUCAGUAUCCUGUAUUUCCCUGGGUCAUCACUAAUUAUGAAUCAGAAGAACUAGAUCUUACCUUGCCAAGCAACUUCAGAGAUUUGUCCAAGCCAAUAGGAGCUUUGAAUCCAAAAAGAGCAGCAUUCUUUGCAGAACGUUUUGAAUCAUGGGAAGAUGAUCAAGUUCCAAAGUUUCAUUAUGGUACUCAUUACUCAACUGCAAGUUUCGUUCUUGCAUGGCUGCUAAGAAUAGAACCCUUUACAACUUAUUUCCUAAAUUUGCAAGGAGGAAAAUUUGACCAUGCAGAUAGAACUUUUUCAUCAGUUUCCAGAGCAUGGCGAAAUAGUCAGCGUGAUACAUCUGAUAUUAAGGAGUUGAUUCCUGAAUUUUAUUAUCUCCCUGAGAUGUUUGUCAACUUCAAUAAUUAUAAUCUUGGAGUGAUGGAUGAUGGGACAGUAGUGUCUGAUGUCGAACUUCCGCCUUGGGCCAAAACCUCAGAAGAGUUUGUUCGCAUAAACAGAUUGGCCCUGGAAAGUGAAUUUGUUUCUUGCCAGCUUCACCAAUGGAUUGAUCUCAUUUUUGGCUAUAAGCAGCAAGGACCAGAAGCUGUGCGAGCCCUCAAUGUGUUCUAUUACCUGACCUAUGAGGGAGCUGUCAACCUGAAUUCAAUCACUGAUCCCGUGUUGAGAGAGGCUGUCGAAGCUCAAAUCCGAAGUUUUGGACAGACGCCUUCUCAACUUCUCAUAGAGCCCCAUCCUCCCAGAGGUUCUGCCAUGCAAGCGUAUCUCCUCCUGCAGAGUCCAUUGAUGUUCACAGACCAAGCCCAGCAGGAUGUCAUCAUGGUCCUCAAGUUCCCCUCUAACUCCCCUGUCACCCACGUGGCAGCCAACACCCAGCCUGGCUGGGCUGCUCCUGCUGUGAUCACGGUCACUGCUAAUAGACUCUUUGCUGUGAACAAGUGGCACAACCUUCCUGCUCAUCAAGGUGCUGUACAAGACCAGCCAUACCAGCUGCCAGUGGAAAUCGAUCCUCUCAUAGCCAGCAAUACAGGAAUGCACAGGAGGCAAAUCACUGACCUUUUAGACCAAACUAUUCAAGUCCACUCCCAGUGCUUUGUCAUCACUUCAGACAACCGCUAUAUUCUCGUCUGUGGCUUCUGGGAUAAGAGUUUCCGAGUCUACUCUACAGACACAGGAAAAUUGAUCCAAGUGGUGUUUGGCCAUUGGGAUGUCGUCACUUGCCUCACUCGUUCUGAGUCAUAUAUUGGGGGAAAUUGCUACAUUCUCUCAGGGUCACGUGAUGCUACGCUUCUGCUGUGGUACUGGAAUGGAAAAAGCAGUGGAAUUGGAGAUAACCCAGGUGGUGAGACUACCACCCCUCGGGCCAUUCUGACAGGCCAUGAUUGUGAGAUCACCUGUGCUGCCAUCUGUGCCGAGCUGGGCCUGGUGUUGAGUGGCUCUCAAGAAGGACCAUGUCUCAUACAUUCCAUGAAUGGAGACUUGUUAAGGACCUUAGAGGGUCCGGAAAACUGCCUGAAACCAAAACUCAUCCAGGCUUCACGAGAGGGUCACUGUGUCAUCUUCUAUGAAAACGGCUGCUUCUGCACCUUCACUGUGAAUGGGAAGCUCCAGGCCACUGUGGAAACGGAUGAUCACAUCAGGGCCAUCCAGCUGAGCCGGGACGGGCAGUACCUGCUCACAGGAGGAGACAACGGUGUGGUCAUGGUCUGGCAGGUGUCUGACCUCAAGCAACUCUUUGCCUACCCAGGCUGUGAUGCUGGAAUCCGGGCCAUGGCACUAUCUCAUGACCAGAGGUGCAUCAUUUCUGGCAUGGCUUCGGGAAGCAUUGUGCUGUUUUACAACGACUUUAACCGGUGGCAUCAUGAAUACCAAACCCGCUACUGAUGGUGACGGCACUCGGCUGCCACCAGCCUGAGCAGUGGAGAGACCCUGAGCAUCGUUCUCUAAGAAAUAGCUAUCACAUCUGAAUGUAACUUAAAUUUGCUUGAACAAGCAAAAUAUUUUUUAAAGUUAAUUGCUAUUUUUGUAGACUUUGCUUGACUUUUUUGGGGGGGAACAGCAAAGCAGAAAACUGGCUGCUGGGUUCUGUAGUUUUAAAAAAAAUCUAUAUUUUUAGUCAUAAUGAGAAGUCUAUUUUCACCAAUUAUGGAAAUGCACAGUGGAACAAAUAAGCCCACUUACUCUAGCUAUAUUAUGAAAAAAAACGUUUCCCAUUUACCUGUAAUCUUGAGAAAUAUGAUUUUAGCAACAGGGAAACGGGUUAUAAUAAUGGAAUGGGAGGAUUUUAUGGUGUACUUUUGGUCCUGAAUUUUUCCAAACAAUUGUGCUUCUUCAGUGCUGAAAUUUCUGGGAUUUAAAUAGUAAUGUUUAAAUUAUGGUAAAUGUAAUUCAAGACAUCUCAAUGAAUUAUUUCUAUAAUAUUAUUCUUCAAGCAUGUUUUAGUCUAGAAAAUUAUGGUGUGGGGGAGGCUGUUGUAUUUUAUUGUGUGGUAAGCAAAGGAUCUAAGUUAUAGCAAGUGUGAAAUAUUUACCGUUUUUUCCUGACCUGUUGUCCUCAUAGCACAACAAGAUGAAGUGAUGGAGAUGCUCUUGGGCUCACAGCCUUUGUUUUUCUUUGAAAGUAAAUGCAAGUACCAAAGCUCAAGAGGCCUGCCUGUGUCCCUGUGGAGAGCAGGGCCACUGGGGUCUGAGUGCAGAGGCCACCAGCUGCUGUCUUAAGCAACACCGUCCUACCUUCUCUUUGUUAUUAAACUCUCUACCUUCCUUUUGAUUAGCGAUUUGUACUAAGAAAUAAUGUUAUUUUGGUGUUGUAUAAUUCUACUUUUCUAGUAGGUUACUGUAUGGAAUCUGUGAAAAAUAUUUGAGAAAAGGUCUGUAUUACAUAAAUAAAUUCUUUGUAUGUUGUGAACUUUGAGUUGAAA
Molecule: messenger RNA, 10083 nt
Organism: Urocitellus parryii (Arctic ground squirrel)
Lineage: Eukaryota; Metazoa; Chordata; Mammalia; Rodentia; Sciuridae
Gene: Lrba
Product: LPS responsive beige-like anchor protein
Biological process (GO): intracellular protein localization
Cellular component (GO): membrane; cytosol
Molecular function (GO): protein kinase binding
Source: RefSeq, a predicted model, not a curated record